AUGGAUGCUAAGCACAGUCAGAUUGGAUUUGAAAUAGAGGCGCUACAAUGUUUACUCAUUCUGUCAGACCCAGACUUUGAAAACAAUCAAAUCACUAAGACACCAUCAGACUCACCAUCCACCACAAUGACCAACCCAAUUCCAAUUCUCCCAAAAUUCACCACACCUGUUGAUACACCAACCAGCACAUCACACAGUCACAACACCAUAGACACAACCCCAACCUCUACCCAGACCCAGCCUAGUACCCCAACCCAGUCUCCAACCACCAUCCCAUCCACAGGCAAAGACACCUUCACCCUAACAUCCCAGACUACAUCCCAACCAAUCAUACCACAAAAUCCACAAACACAUCAAACCAUCACCACACCUCAAGCACCUAUCACUCCCACCAACACACACCACACAACCACCAUAUUCAACAAACUUGUUGAACUCAACCACCGCAAAAAUUACCAUCAACGACAAUUGACCAUCCUUAACAAACACCUAACAAACCACACAGCACCAGCGGGUCUCGACAUCAGUGUUUUUUCUCCAACUGGACUAAGCCCUCACGCCAAAACAACAAUACGAUCAGUGAAAUCAAACACGAACGUACGUAUGCUAAACUAUAACGUAAGCGAGCAAGAAGAUGUGAUUGCAAAUUUAAUGAAUUUGCCCGUAGCUGAAGAUGAAACCAAAUUAGUUCCGAUUGUUAAGGUACGUUCUUUUUAUAAACUUCAAUUCCAUGAUUAUAUAAAUUGUUUCUCAAAAUUUAUUUACAUCUAUAGAUAUUCGUUGGUUAUACAACCAGAGUAAUUGAACACGAAUGCGAGGGAGUAGAAAAGAGUCUUGUGAAAAAUCUGGCUGCUAAGGACUACAAAACUGCGUCACAUGCAGCAUUUAACCAUCCAAAUAUGAAAGUUUUUUGCUUAAGAAAUUUUAUGCUGAAGCUCGGACUGAAUUAAAGAACUAUUCCAAAAUGAAGUUGUCCGUUUUCCGUUUUGAUGAUUCUUUUCAGAAGCUUGCCGAGUAUAAAGGGAUUGACUUGAUAAACGAUUGUCAGGCAAAAUUACCUCUCACGUACGGUUUUGUAUCGAACAUUGCAAGUAAAAAAUCUCAGAAAACAGCUAUGAGCAAGAAAGUGCUUGCAUUGUCAUCAGUAUUAAACAGUUGGAUUCCGAAGUCAAAAUUUGUGUAUAGGUGUAAUGUUAUACUUACUGCCGGUGGAUGUAAGAAAGCAGAGAUCGAAACGUUUCACAAGCUUGGUAAGUACAUAAAUUAUUAAUUUCAAUAUCUUGAAAUUCAGCACCACAAUGAAAUCAUGAAAAUGUAGCCUCGUUACAAGAGCAUUUUAAAUCUUUAUUUGGACGGUACACAGGCUCCACGUUUGUUACUGCCUUACUGAAAUUGUUACCACUUUUGUAACAAUUUCCAUGCGUAAUACAAAAAUUUUCAAAAUUUACAAAUUUCACAGGGCAACAUUUUGUACACUUUACAACAUUUUGCAACCAAACUUUACAAUUUCACUAAUUUCAUUGCGUCCUUUUACGCUGUGGUGAUUGAUUCCUCUUUAUUUGCCUAUAUAAACUAAAAUUUAGUGUAUAUAGGAAAAUUGCCCAUUCGUUAUUUAUAGUAACUGCAGAGCAACCAGACGUGAAGUUGAGUGUGGAAUGUACAUAGGCUCACAUAUACAUAAAAAGUAAAAUUUAAUAUUAAACGUCAAUAAUGUAAUUUUUAUGCAUUUUAAUUAAAUUAGGUAUGGGCAGUCAUCCUCGUACAGUGAACAACAUGCAAGACAAAAUGUCACAAUUGUUUGACCAAAAUGUACUUGUGUGGAAAAAUGAAAUUGUGAAAUCGUUUUCUGAAAAAAGGUUUCUUCAGAAGUCGUUGAAGCGCAGCACAAUACGGACAUAGAAGAUGCCAUGGAACUAUGUACCAUCAACCUCAACAAGGAUGCUGUAGAAUCAUGUGAAAGUUACACAGAGGACUUUACAAUGGAUGCAUGUCCAAAUUACCUGUCAGUGAUUCGAAUGUUUAUGAUGUAGGAGAAGUUUUAAAGAUCAUCAUCAGCAGUUAUAAUAACCAAGAUAGGAGAUACAGGUACAUUUCUCAGGCUGUACAGUAUUUUAACAUGCAGGGAUUUAAUUUGCAUGUACAUAAAGAUAUCUUGGCAAGCCCAAUUACAAUGUAACACAUAAUAUCAUUAUUAUACAAAUAAAUGAUACUUUGGUAUAUUAGGGAUAUAAAAGUUGUUUUUGGUGAGUAUGGUAUGUUGCAUAUUAUUAGUAAAAUGCUAACUGCAUUGUAUGUUAAGAUUUUUUUAUUCAAAUGUAGGAUAGUUGGAGAUAACUGGGAUAUAGACGUGAAGUCUCGAAGUCAAACAACUACAGUAAAAAUGAACAAAUCACUCCACUAUUUUCAUAUGUAUGCUGUAGCUGACAGAGUUUACCAAGAGAAUGCAAGCAGGUCCAAACCACAAAAGAGUAUCAAAUCAUUAAGUAUGGAUGAGUUUCUUCCAACACCUGUUGUUCAAGAAGCAUUUGUUGAAGAUUUGACUUAUAUCAUUCCUCAUAUAUUG
This is a messenger RNA of Paramuricea clavata, 2563 nucleotides long. Lineage: Eukaryota; Metazoa; Cnidaria; Anthozoa; Malacalcyonacea; Plexauridae. The record is from the annotation of a GenBank genome assembly.